Messenger RNA from Aureobasidium melanogenum CBS 110374, 600 nucleotides. Its product is annotated as acyl-CoA N-acyltransferase. Lineage: Eukaryota; Fungi; Ascomycota; Dothideomycetes; Dothideales; Saccotheciaceae. The record is from RefSeq and is a predicted model, not a curated record. Gene Ontology annotation, molecular function: acyltransferase activity, transferring groups other than amino-acyl groups. The coding region runs from base 1 to 600 and encodes 199 amino acids. The transcript has a single exon.
AUGGCGGCAAACUUUGAGAGAAACACCCCCCUCCAUUCUCGAAGACUUCGGUAUCGCGCUCCCGAAUCGCCAGAAGAUGACACAUUCUUUCUAUCCAUUACCAACGACAUAAACGCCUACAUGAACUCAAACAUCACAAAUGCCACAAUACCAAGCAGCAAAGAUGCCAAAAAGUAUCAGGAAUUCGUGAUGGAAAAAUGUCUCUUGGGUGUAGUAAUUUGCCUACAAUCUACAAACACCGACAACGACAAGAGUACAUCAAACCCCAUCGGUGCCAUCCAUCUCACCAAGCUUCCAGAAAACCAAAGCCAUCAUCGUAGCACCGAGAUCGGAAUUGAGAUAUUGCAAGAGUAUCAGGGGAAAGGGUAUGGAAGUGAAGCCAUUCGAUGGAUCGUGGAUUGGGCUUUUGAGAGGCUUGGGCUGCAUAGAGUGCAAGUUCGGGCGUUUGGGUGGAAUGUGAGAGCGAUUGAGUUGUAUAAGAGGUUGGGUUUUAAGGAGGAAGGGAGGUGGAGAGAGGCUCUGUGGCAUGAAGGAAAAUGGUGGGAUGAUGUGCAAUUGAGUAUUCUUGAGGAUGAGUGGAAGCACGAUGGGCGGCGAUAG